Molecule: messenger RNA, 1226 nt
Organism: Glycine soja
Lineage: Eukaryota; Viridiplantae; Streptophyta; Magnoliopsida; Fabales; Fabaceae
Product: vacuolar protein-sorting-associated protein 37 homolog 1-like
Exons: 7
Coding region: 141-806 (221 amino acids)
Biological process (GO): protein targeting to vacuole; protein targeting to membrane; ubiquitin-dependent protein catabolic process via the multivesicular body sorting pathway
Cellular component (GO): ESCRT I complex
Source: RefSeq, a predicted model, not a curated record
UAAAAAAAAUAAAGCCAUUUUCCGAUUUCUAAGAAGGAACCAGUUUUUGUUCCCACUUUCCUAAGUUUCCUUCUCGCUCCCGUCUCUGAAAUUUCGAGGGUUUCAUCGUUGCUGAAUCAACAAUUCGGAACCAGUUAGCAAUGUUCAGAUUCUGGGGAUCACAAGAGCAACAAUCACAGGAUGGUUCUUCGCAGUCACAGUCGUGGUAUCCGCCGUCGGUGGUGAGUUCACCAACUUCGUCGAGGCCUGUUACACCGACUGCAUCUUCUUCUUCAUUAUCACAGAGGCCUUCGUCUCAUGUUCCACCUUCUGAAGCUGCUGCAGUUAUUGCCGUUUUGAAGGACAAGAGUGUUGAUGAGUUGCGGAAGCUUUUAUCUGACAAAGAUGCGUAUCAACAGUUUUUGCAUUCACUUGAUCAGGUCAAGAUUCAAACUAAUCUGAAAGAUGAACUUUGCAAGGAGAAUUUACAGCUUGCAGAGGAAAAUCUUCAAAAGGAACCUCGUAUCAUGGAACUUAGGAAUCAAUGUAGAAUAAUUCGGACAACCGAGUUAGCUGCUGCUAAGGAGAAACUAAAUGAGCUUGAGAAGCAGAAAGAAGACAUGUUGAAAUUGAAUUCCGCAGCAUCCCUUCUCCAAAGGAUUCAAGAGUCUGUGAAUAAGACCGACGAGGAAUCUGAAAACUUGCACCACAAUCUCCUUGACAGAGAGAUUGACCUUGGUGCUUUUUUGCAAAAGUACAAGAAGCUACGUACCACUUACCACAGGAAGACUCUCGUACAUCUUGCUGCCAAAACAUCAACAGUAUGAGCACUGACAUGAAAUAUUAAGAAAUUAAAACUGGUUUUGGCAAGUAUGUAUUUGAUUUUUGGUUCAUUAUUGUCAAUAGUUAUCAUUGGUCAAAGAUACUUGCCACCAAAUUACAUAGAGUCACAGUCGUUGGGAUAGAACCAUCUACUACAAAUUAGAUUGUUCAUAUAUGUGCAGCCUGAGAUUGUUCAUUGUGGUGACAUUGUCGAGUGGUUUCAUGCCACUUGGAAUGAGGUAUGGACUUGCAUUUACUUUUCUAGUUUGCCAUCGGCUAUCUUCAACUUUAUUUGUAUGAACUCUGAAGUGUGCUGUAGCUUAUGAGAUCAUCAUCGCCGAUAUAGGAUUUACUGUUGUGUUGUAAAAUGUAAAAAAUGCUGACUUUCUUUUCUUUGGGAGCAACUACAAGUUUUUCAGAACCCA